GGAAAACACCGUCACGCGUCUUUUUCGUCAAACGUUCCUUGUGUGUGUUUUGUGCGUCGUGUGACACUCUUCUACGUUUCCCAUCUACGACACGAUUCUGGAUUAAAGUGGUGUCAUCGUAAUCAGUGUGCAGUGUUAUAUUCUAUAUGAUAUAAUUUAUUAUUCUUGAAUCGUAUAGUUUGUUUGUUUCUUUUUUUUUUUUUUUUCUACUUCUUCUUCUUCCCAUAUUUAAACAACUCGAUGAUAAUAAAUAUUUUUGUUCGUUGGUUGUUUUUCGUAAUUGGCAAUUCGAAAGAAGAAGAUAAUUGAUAUAUAAUAUAAUUGAAGUGUGUUUGCCAUUCUCUGUGUGAAUAAUAAAUGAAAUUCAUUAAUUACAAUAUUUAAACCCAGAGGGUGUAGAUUUCGUGAGUAAACGAAUAUAUACGUAAAGAAAUUCGAAAAAAAACAAAAAAAAAAAAAGAAUCUAAAUCUAGAGAAUUGAAAUCUUCGUUGUUGCCGACAUAUUGUAAUACAUAACGACAACAAUCGAGUUAAACGUUCCACGGCUAUGCAGUGUCGCGAUAUUGUUUACUGCACGAGGAGGUAACCUUGAGGCAACAAGAGAGCGUCGAUCUCUUGCCUGCGCGUAAACCGGCAUCCCUCUGCCACCCCCAAAAAAACGGAAAAAAAAACAAAACAAAAAAACAAAACACCGACGAAACAUGUGGACCACAGUGAUACUUUGGACGGCUGCCGUCGUUCUGCUACCCUCACCGCUCGAGGUGAGCGGUUCCGGAGUCUUCGAACUGAGGUUAAAAUCCUUCAUAAACGAGUACGGGAAGGACAGCUUGGGGAAAUGUUGUUCCGGAAACACCUCGAGGACGGGGGAAUGCUCGGGCCCUUGCAGGACGAGGUUCAGGGUGUGCCUGAAGCACUAUCAGGCAAAGAUCGACACGACGACGCCGUGCACCUUUGGCGACGUCGUUACGCCGGUGCUGGGCGACAACGUCGUGAACCUCAGUUCUACGAUCUCGUUGCCGAGUUUCUCGAACCCCAUCAGAUUCCCGUUCGACUUUACGUGGCCGGGCACCUUCUCGCUAAUAGUGGAGGCGUACCAUGACACGGACAAUUCCACGCAUCCUGAGAAAGUUCUCAUCACGAGGCUAACGACCCAGAGGUGGCUGGACGUUGGUUUAAACUGGACCGUCGACGAGCACCGAAGCGCUCACUCAAGGAUGGUCUACGAGUACAGAGUCACAUGCGACGCCCACUACUACGGUGCCGGAUGUGUCAACCUGUGCCGACCCCGCGACGACCGAUUCGGUCACUUCAGCUGCAGCCCGAGCGGCGAACGCGUCUGCCUAGCAGGAUGGAAGGACUCGUACUGCACGACCGCUCACUGUCUGCCAGGAUGCGACGAGCAGCACGGUCACUGCAGUCAGCCAAACGAAUGCAUAUGUCACAGCGGAUGGAAAGGGGCGCUUUGCGAUCAGUGCGAGCGCUACCCGGGCUGUCUUCACGGCACGUGCGAAAAGCCUUGGGAGUGUCUGUGCGACGAGGGAUGGGGCGGGCUAUUCUGCAACCAGGAUUUGAACUACUGUACGAAUCACAAGCCCUGCAUGAACGGCGGCACCUGCUUCAACACCGGUCAGGGCAGCUACACCUGCUCGUGCGCGCCAGGGUUUAAGGGCACGGACUGCGAGACCUCGCUGCAGGACUGCAGCUCGAAUCCCUGUCGGAACGGCGGAUCGUGCACGGAGAACGCGACCCUGGGCAUCGGGAAGACGGGGUAUCGGUGCACCUGCCAGCCCGGAUGGCGAGGAAGACACUGCGAGUCCGAGUCCACGGCCUGCAGGGAUUCACCCUGCCUCCACGGCGCGACCUGCGAGGACCAUUCUCUCAAGGGGUACGUCUGCCACUGUCCACCCGGGUACUCGGGGACCGAUUGCGAGACCCAGAUCAACGACUGUUCGCCAAAUCCAUGCACGAACGGGGGGACCUGCGUGAAUCAAUUGAACGGCUACCGGUGCAAAUGCCCGCCAGGUUUCGACGGCGAGAGGUGCGAGAAGAACGUCGACGACUGUCUGGGGAAUCCCUGCCUGAACGGAGCCACAUGCAUAGACCUCGUGAACGAGUUUCGGUGCCAGUGCGUGCCCGGUUUCGUUGGCAAGCUGUGCGAGAAGAAGGUAGAUUACUGCGUCGCUAAACCGUGCGCUAACGGGGGCAAGUGCGUGCCCGGGACGAACGACUACGUCUGCUAUUGCAAGCCGGGCUUCUCCGGGAAGGACUGCAGCGUGGACGUCGACGAGUGCAGGAGCGCGCCGUGUCAGAAUUCCGGCUCGUGUCAGAACAGGGUUAACGGAUUCGUCUGCUUGUGCGUCGACGGAUGGCGGGGCGAGACCUGCGCCGAGGAGGUCGGGGCGCCGCCGGCCGCCGUACCCUCGGGGCCGAGCUACUGGACCGGAAACAUAUCGAAACCGGUGACAUCCGCCGAGGCGAGGGACGCCGGACUCACGACCGAGCACGUCGUCGUCAUAGCCACCCUCUCGACGGCGGUCCCGGCCUUCGUUCUCGUCGCGGCCGUCGCCGUGAUGUGCAUGAAGAGGCGGCAGAAGCGGGAACAGGCCAAAGCCGACGAGGAGGCCAGGCUGCAGAACGAGAGGAACGCCGUUCACAGCAGCAUGAGCAAGAGGAGCGGCGGUAGCUGUUCCCUGGGCGGCGGCGAUCCUCACAUGAUAAAAAAUACCUGGGGGGCCGCGAACAAGAGUGUUAACAACGUGACGAGGGACGACCUCGACUCGUCCUUUCAGACCGACAACUGCACCAUUGACUCGUCCUGCUCCGGCGGCGGGGGCGGCUACAAACCGGAACCCGUCAUGCAGGACGUCAGGACGAACGCGAGGACGACGAAACAGCUGAAUAUCGACGCGGCGGCCGCGGCUCAUAGAGCGUCCCACCUUUUCAAGGAAAAGGACUGCAUACUAGAGGCCAAGAGGACCUCGAUGUUCGCCGAUCAGCAGCAGUCCUGCUGCGAACGGGCCGAACCACCCCUGCUGAAAAGGCCGCCGGCGACGAUCGCGGACUCCACGUGUGUCGAUCCCGCCGCUGGCGCCGGGGGCGUCUACGUUAUCGACGAUCAUUACAGGCACGACGCCUCACUCGCCGCGACGCUCGCGACGGAGGUCUAGCCUACACUUACAUUUAUAUUGUGCUUGUGCGGUAAUGUGUGGUAGGUGCGCGCGCGGGAGGAGAAAACGUAAAGGAGAACGAAAACAAAAA
Molecule: messenger RNA, 3258 nt
Organism: Diprion similis
Lineage: Eukaryota; Metazoa; Arthropoda; Insecta; Hymenoptera; Diprionidae
Gene: Delta
Product: neurogenic locus protein delta-like
Exons: 6
Coding region: 702-3167 (821 amino acids)
Biological process (GO): cell communication; Notch signaling pathway; multicellular organism development
Cellular component (GO): membrane
Molecular function (GO): calcium ion binding
Source: RefSeq, a predicted model, not a curated record